UGUUUUGUCAACGUAAUGAACACCGUCGAGCGAGUCAAAGCGGAAACGGCGUCCACGGCAGCAGUCAUGGCGUCGACGGCAGCGGCCCGAGCGGCUGCUGGUGCCGCCAGAGUUGUCAAACCGAUAUUUAGCCGAGACCUGGACGAAGCCAAGCGCAGGGUCCGGGAGCUCUACCGAGCCUGGUACCGAGAAGUUCCCAACUCAGUUGCGAUUUUCCAGCUGGACAUAACGACGCGUCAGGGAAGAGACAAAGUGAGGGAGAUGUUCGACAAGAACAAACACGUCACUGACCCUCGUGUGAUCGACAUGAUAGUUAUUAAGGGUAAACUUGAACUCGAGGAAACAAUCAACGUCUGGAAGCAGAAGACCCACGUAAUGCGCUAUUUCCAUGCGACAGAAGAACCCCGUCCCACUGACUUCCUGUCCAAAUUCUACAAGGGUCACGACCCGUGAACUUUGUAGCUGCUAAAUCUCUUCCACCACUUUCCCUGUUGUCAGUGUAACAGAUGUUCCCCUGUACUGUAAAUACACACUUAACUCUCA
Molecule: messenger RNA, 543 nt
Organism: Scophthalmus maximus (turbot)
Lineage: Eukaryota; Metazoa; Chordata; Actinopteri; Pleuronectiformes; Scophthalmidae
Gene: ndufa6
Product: NADH:ubiquinone oxidoreductase subunit A6
Exons: 3
Coding region: 16-453 (145 amino acids)
Biological process (GO): response to oxidative stress
Source: RefSeq, a predicted model, not a curated record